Molecule: messenger RNA, 1715 nt
Organism: Chrysochloris asiatica (Cape golden mole)
Lineage: Eukaryota; Metazoa; Chordata; Mammalia; Afrosoricida; Chrysochloridae
Gene: RIOK2
Product: RIO kinase 2
Exons: 10
Coding region: 35-1681 (548 amino acids)
Biological process (GO): protein phosphorylation; maturation of SSU-rRNA
Cellular component (GO): preribosome, small subunit precursor; cytosol; nucleus
Molecular function (GO): ATP binding; protein serine/threonine kinase activity
Source: RefSeq, a predicted model, not a curated record
CUGCUGUGGUGGAGGUCUUUGGGGCUUGGCCGCCAUGGGGAAGGUGAAUGUGGCUAAAUUGCGUUACAUGAGCCGGGAUGACUUCAGGGUUUUGACAGCGGUUGAAAUGGGCAUGAAGAACCAUGAAAUAGUUCCCUGCAGUUUGGUUGCUUCUAUAGCAAGCCUUAAACAUGGUGGCUGUAAUAAAAUUGUAAGAGAAUUAGUGAAACAUAAACUCAUAGCUUGGGAGCGUACCAAAACUGUCCAGGGCUAUCGGUUGACAAAUGCAGGCUAUGAUUACCUAGCUUUGAAAACACUUUCUUCUAGACAGGUAGUAGAGUCUGUUGGAAGCCAGAUGGGUGUUGGCAAAGAAUCAGAUAUUUACAUUGUUGCAAAUGAAGAGGGACAUCAGUUUGCAUUAAAGCUUCACAGACUAGGAAGAACCUCCUUUCGAAAUCUGAAAAACAAGCGUGAUUACCAUAAACACAGACACAAUAUGUCUUGGCUGUAUUUAUCUCGUCUCUCUGCCAUGAAGGAAUUUGCUUAUAUGAAGGCAUUGUAUGAAAGGAAAUUUCCAGUUCCAAAGCCAAUUGAUUACAAUCGCCACGCAGUGGUUAUGGAACUUAUAAAUGGAUAUCCUUUAUGUCAAAUACACCAUGUUGAAGAUCCUGCAUCAGUAUAUAAUGAAGCAAUGGAACUAAUUGUCAAACUUGGAAAUCAUGGGCUGAUUCAUGGAGAUUUCAAUGAGUUCAAUCUCAUUUUGGAUAAAGAUGACCAUAUCACCAUGAUUGAUUUUCCACAAAUGGUUUCAACUUCUCAUCCCAAUGCUGAAUGGUAUUUUGACAGAGAUGUAAAAUGUAUUAGAGAUUUCUUCAUAAAACGUUUCAGUUAUGAAAGUGAGCUUUAUCCAACCUUUAGUGACAUCAGGAGAGAGGACUCUCUUGAUGUAGAAGUUUCUGCCAGUGGCUACACAAAGGAAAUGCAGGCAGAUGAUGAACUGCUUCAUCCAGUGGGUCCAGAUGAUACAGAUACUGAAAAAGAAGAAGGAUCUGAAUUCUCAUUUUCUGACGAAAAGAUGUCAGAGGCUUGUCAAUGCGAAAAUGAAAGUAAAGAAGAUGCUAUAGAUGGAGCAAGUAGUUGCUGUUGUAUAUCAUCUGCAAAUGAACAAAUACAGGCAGGUGCUCUGUCAGAGGAGAGUGCUGAUGCACACAAUUUUGAAAUGACUGAAUUCCGUCAAGCUUUAGAUGAAAUAAAAGGCCAAAUUGGUGAAAGCAAUUAUGCAGUUGAGUUUUAUACAGAGAAAAGUAGCACUGAAAAUGGCACCACACAAGACAAUCAGAUAGGUCAGGGAGGAAUCCCUGCUGGCUCUGAGGAAGAUGAAGACGAAUGCCCUCAUCUGACUGCCUUGUCAUCAUUAAAUAAAGAAUUCAGGCCUUUCAGAGAUGAAGAAAGUAUGGGAGAUUCUAAUCAACAUAGAACGAGAACUCUGAGUGUUACUUCUGCAGGCACUGUUGUAAGCUGUUCAACAAUUCCCCCGGAAUUGGUGAAACAAAAAGUGAAACGUCAGUUGACAAAACAGCAAAAAGCAACUGUCAGACGUCGAUUGCAGAAAGGAGAAGCAAAUGUAUUUACUAAGCAACGGAGGGAAAACAUGCAAAAUAUCAAGUCCAGCUUGGAAGCCGCUAGUUUUUGGGAAAACUAAUAAAUUUAAGAUCUUAGAUAUUUCUCAUGUAUUU